This is a messenger RNA of Penaeus indicus, 796 nucleotides long. RefSeq lists its product as uncharacterized. The record is from RefSeq and is a predicted model, not a curated record. Lineage: Eukaryota; Metazoa; Arthropoda; Malacostraca; Decapoda; Penaeidae. The coding region runs from base 6 to 614 and encodes 202 amino acids. The transcript is spliced from 2 exons.
GGCACAUGAUGUUGGACCAUACUUCGCACGCCGGGGAUCCUCUCGGAUCGCGCCUGCUGGGGGGCAAGACGUCCUGGGGCGGCCCGAUGCUAACUCACUUACGACAUCGCCUUCUGCAAGAGGUUCACGGCCCGAAGGACGUCGACGGCAUCCUGGUGGAGGAGCUGCUUCCCGUGAUGGGCGAGGACGUAAUGACCCACGACAGCGUCACCUGCAGCAGCACCUCCGGGGCGCUCCCCUUCCCAAGCCGCCGUCCUCCUGGCCACUGGGUAGGGAUGCCCAGGCAGAAGUCACCCCUGCGCCGGCCCUUAGCAGCGGUUCCGAAGGCUGAAACCACAGCUCUGACCACCCAGAUGCCUUCGGCCGGGACGGUAGCCGGUUCUAGACCUGACGAAGGAGCGACCGUAAGGAAGGUCACAAGUCCUCCAGGGAAAACCACGUCAUCUGUCCAGGGACGUCGCCGCCCCUCUAAAAAACCGUCGAAGGGUAAGGCGGAGGCUUCGAAGUCGGAGGAACCCAAAGAAGACGAGGUCAAGGUCAACGAAGAAGCAGGAAUACCCGUGUGCCCCGUGGCUUGCCGGCCGCACCUGCACCCUGACUGGGAAUACUGUUGAUAUUCCAGGUUGUUCCAAGAAAGGACGAAGGCCAGUGUGCGCUCCUUGCACGUGGUCUGGGGAAUUGCAUGAAGACCGUAUGUUUAUAUGAUCAAUUUAUCUAUGUUAGCCAUCUAAUGCGGAUUUCGAACUUAUAAAUUAUUUUUAUCACAUAUACGAAAUUUAAUGGAAGUAAAAGUCUA